Diatraea saccharalis (sugarcane borer) is the source of this 3089-nucleotide messenger RNA. The record is from the annotation of a GenBank genome assembly. Lineage: Eukaryota; Metazoa; Arthropoda; Insecta; Lepidoptera; Crambidae.
AUUGUGAAACGAAAUGAAAGGUUUUGUGACGAAAGGCUAACCUGCAAAGUUUGCAGCGCAAACCUACAAUUACUUAGAAACGCGUUAAGUACUACUAACGGUGUAGCCUUGGGUGAACGCUGACGUACUUACAUUUCGAAUGUAAACGAAAUAAUGGCAAAUCAAGACGAUUUAGUUGAAAAAAUCAAAGAACAAGGUGAUAUUGUAAGAAAGUUAAAAGCUGCGAAGGAGUCUAGUGAAAAGUAAAAAAAAAGGGUGUGGUGAUGAGAAAUCAUAUUAGUGGAAAUAUUUAAUCAAGCAUGUCAUGCAAAAUGGUGAGGUUUGGCAAAAACUAUGCAACAAUUUUGAAACUUUACAGUGUUGUAAACAACAAAGUUUUUGCUAAAACUAUUGCAACAUCUUCUUGCUGUAAGAUAAAACAAGAAGUAGCUAAACUAUUAAAUCUUAAGGCACAGCUUGGUGCAGAAGAUGUGGUUCCACAAAAGUUUACUCUCAAAACUCCCAAAGGCACCAGAGACUACAAUCCACAGCAGAUGACAAUAAGAAAUAAUGUUCUACAAAAGAUUGUUGCUGUGUUUAAAAGACAUGGUGCAGAGUGUAUUGACACACCUGUGUUUGAGUUGAAGGAUGUAUUAACUGGCAAAUAUGGUGAAGAUUCAAAGUUGAUUUAUGACCUCAAAGAUCAAGGAGGAGAAAUCCUUUCACUAAGAUAUGACUUGACUGUCCCUUUGGCAAGGUAUUUAGCUAUGAAUAAGAUUAACACUUUAAAACGGUACCAUAUUGCAAAAGUGUAUAGACGGGACAAUCCAGCUAUGACAAAAGGAAGAUACCGGGAAUUUUAUCAAUGUGAUUUCGAUAUAGCUGGCCAGUAUGACCCCAUGGUCCCUGAUGCAGAAUGCCUUAAGGCAGUCACAGAGAUUUUGAACUCUCUUGAUAUUGGGAAAUAUGUCUUGAAGGUUAACCACAGAAGGUUGUUGGAUGGUAUGUUUGAGGCUUGUGGAGUACCUAAUGACAAAUUCAGGUCAACAUGUUCUACUGUUGACAAACUAGAUAAGUCACCUUGGGAGGAAGUGAGAACUGAAAUGAUAAAUGAAAAAGGUGUGAGUCCCGAGGCAGCCGAUAGAAUUGGAGAAUAUGUCAGGUUGAAUGGUGGUGCAGAAUUAGUGGACAAGUUACUAAAGGAUGAGAAGCUAUCUAAAGUUAGUGCAGCAAUAGAAGGUCUCGAAGGUAUAAAAUUAUUGCUGGAAUAUUGUGUACUUUUUGGUAUACAAGAUAAGAUAUUGUUUGACUUGAGCUUGGCAAGAGGCUUAGAUUAUUAUACUGGAGUCAUUUAUGAAGCUGUUUUGACCGAGCCAAUUAAAAUCGGUAAUGAAGAGCAAACUGUCGGCUCUAUAGCUGGUGGUGGGAGGUACGAUAACCUUGUUGGAAUGUUUGAUUCUAAAAACAAACAGGUUCCAUGUGUGGGGGUCAGUAUAGGUGUAGAACGCAUUUUCUCAGUUCUCGAAGCAAAAUUGGCAGCGGGUGAGAUGCGUGUGCGCACCAACGAAGUUGAUGUUUACGUGAUAUCUGCGCAAAAGAACUUCUUAGAGGAACGGAUGAAGAUAUGCAAUGAACUCUGGAAUUCAGGCAUUAAGGCUGAACAAUCCUACAAAAAGAAUCCCAAAAUGCUGACCCAGCUGCAGCACUGUGAAGAUAAUGGUAUUCCGUUGGCUGUGGUAUUAGGUGAAUCGGAAUUGAAACGGGGCAUAGUAAAAAUUAGGAACGUCGUUUCCCGGCAAGAAGACGAAGUCCCAAGGGAGAAACUCAUUGAUGAACUUAAGGCACGGAUAGCAACUCUAAACAAGAUCGAAAUGAAUGGUUAUUAAUAUAAUAUUAGAUACAAAAUUAUUUUAAAACCCCACUAAUUGUCCUUAUAUUUAUUUUCAUUUGUGAUUAAGCCAUCCUUACCUGUUACAGUUGUUUUAUAUGCUAUAUUAGUAAAUUUUAAGAAAUGUGAACCUUAAGGAAAUUAGUUUAAAUUACCUAUGGAAACAAUAAACUUCUAGAGUUUUCAGUUUAUGGUGGGACCAGUCCAGGCUCCGGUACAUUGUUAUAAGUUUAUACAGUAUUGAAAAUUUGUUAUAUAAGCCUAUAACAGGGGUUGGCAGCGUAUGGGCGGCUCUUUCGGUGUAAAGAUACGGCUCUCAAGUUCAGUUAAAAAAAAAUUGUCAAAACAAAACAGUUGAAUACCAUACUAUAAUAAGAUUGAGAUAUUUUCUAUGACUAAGAGAUAAUUAUCAAACUAGUUUAUCUUAAAUGAAAUAUAUCAAAUAGAAGUUCAAAUAAUAUUAAAGCGAAAUUUUUCAGUAGCUCUUUCAAAAUUGUGAUAUUUUGUAAAAUUUAGAUUUUGACUCCUCCAUCCCAUAAGUUUGGCGACUCCUGGCCUAUAACAAUAUUAAAGACGAUCAUACCUCUAAGAUUAAUUGUGACAUAACCAUAGGGAUGAUGACAAUUUUGUAUUAUUUAUUUGUCCUUCAGGUAGAUUAUUGAAGAAUAUUAAACAGUUAUUUAUUAUCUUUUGCGAAAUCAAUAAGUUACGGCGAACUUUUUUCAUUUUAUACAUAGUUGUGACGUAGCGGGCUCCGCCUCCUCAAUUCCUUUAAUGCCUAAUAUAAGCCAUUUAUUGUUUAGUUGAAGUAAAAACAAAAGUAUAAAAUACUUAUUUAAUAUUUUUCAAUUAUCUGACAGACGGACUAAAUUUUUUUUUUCCUUACCCAGUCAUCAUCGCUAUGAUGUCGUCUGGACACCUUGUGAAGAUUUUUUUUAUGCUAUACUUAAAAGUUAAAUCGAUUAACUUUGUUAGUUUAAUUGUGUUCAAAAAUAAUUUUAUGUUAUGAAAGUAUGUCGAGUUUAUAGUGUGUAUCAUUAGUUCCUCGUUUUUAAUCCGUAUACGUCAUGCAUUUUUUUGUUUACACUCGCGUGUGAGUAUUUUGUUUUAUAUUAGUAAUUUAUUUAGGAAAUAUAAGUUCUCGUACAAUAUCAUCUUUUUUUUUUCUUAAUAUAUUUUUGUAUAUGUGAGAACAGUAGUACCUAAUAAAGAAUCCGAAGGA